Molecule: messenger RNA, 2900 nt
Organism: Neoarius graeffei (lesser salmon catfish)
Lineage: Eukaryota; Metazoa; Chordata; Actinopteri; Siluriformes; Ariidae
Gene: pif1
Product: PIF1 5'-to-3' DNA helicase homolog (S. cerevisiae)
Exons: 13
Coding region: 71-1999 (642 amino acids)
Biological process (GO): telomere maintenance; DNA repair
Molecular function (GO): DNA helicase activity; ATP hydrolysis activity
Source: RefSeq, a predicted model, not a curated record
GCUUUCCAUUUGAAAUGUGCGGCGUGUUUGUUUGCAGUGGUGAAGUGAAAUAAAGUCAGCUGGGUCCAGGAUGUUGCAUGCGGAGGACGGUGCAAGACUGGAGUGUAGUGUUGCAGUAGAGCGUGUGAGCGGAGCAUCAGCAAGUCAUGCGGUACAGCGCCGAGUUCUUCGCCGUGCUACGGUCACUCUGGGCCGAAACGAGUUCCAAGAGCUGGUGCUGCGUGUUCAGGACCUCCGUGGGGGACCCCAUGAGAACUUUGCUUUACGUAAUGACUUCCGGCUCUUCACACGGUUUGUUAAGGACGGCAAGUGCACGGUGAGCUUCCCACAGAACAACAUGCAGCUCUUAAUCUCUGACUGUCCACCUGACCGCCUGAAGACCUUCCUGAAGAUCCUGAGUAUAAAGCAUGAAGCCUUACGGGGCAGUAACCCUGUCAGCGAAAGGGCCCGGUUGCGGGCGGGUGUCCCGAGAAGCUUUGAGAUCAUCAGCCCUGUGCAGCAGAAAGACAUCCAGAAAGCUAACGAGUUAAGGAGCAAAGUGAACGCCCCGGUGCAGGUCAAGGCACUGAUGGAGAGGGCUGUGAACAGAACAGACGGCCGACAGCAGGUCAAACGACCUCGGACAGAUGGAGACACCAGCCUGGUUAAAGCUCUACAUCAUCAAAAGAAGCCCCUCAUGUUGCCAGUUGCACAAAAACUCAGCAAAGAACAGAUGGCGGUUCUGGAGGCAGUACUGCGCGGGAAGAAUGUGUUUUUCACAGGAAGUGCAGGUACGGGGAAGUCGUUCCUGUUGAAAAGGAUUGUGGGAUCGCUGCCUCCUAAAAGCACGUACGCCACAGCAAGCACCGGUGUAGCUGCCUGUCAUAUAGGAGGGACGACAUUACACAGUUUUGCAGGUAUUGGCUCGGGUUCGGCUCCUCUGGAUCAGUGUCUGGAGCUCGCACAGCGGCCCGGAGUCCUGCAGCACUGGACCAGCUGUAAACACCUCAUCAUCGACGAGAUCUCCAUGGUGGAGGCAGAGUUCUUCGAUAAGCUCGAGUCCAUCGCCAGGUCCGUUAGAAGAUCCACUGAACCUUUCGGAGGAAUUCAGCUGAUUGUGUGCGGAGAUUUUCUGCAGCUUCCUCCCGUCAGUAAAGGAAAAGAGAAGGCCAGCUUCUGCUUCCAGGCGAGGAGCUGGAGGAAGUGCAUCCACGUGAACAUGGAGCUGACGGAGGUGCGCAGGCAGACGGAUCGCACCUUCAUCUCGCUGCUGCAGGCCAUCAGACUGGGCAGAGUCACUGAGGAAGUGACGGCCCAGCUCCUGAAGAGCGCCAUGAACCCCAUCGAGCGGGACGGUAUCGUAGCGACCAGGCUGUGCACACACAAGGACGACGUGGAGCUCACUAACGAGAACAAACUCAAGCAGCUGCCAGGGCCCUUGCAUGUGUUCGAGGCUGUGGAUAGCGACCCGAUGUUGGUUAAAACCAUCGACGCACAAAGUCCAGUGGGUCACAUGUUACAGCUCAAAGUGGGAGCUCAGGUUAUGCUGACCAAGAACCUGGAUGUCCAGAGAGGGCUGGUGAACGGUGCGAGAGGAGUUGUGGUUGACUUCCUACCAGGAAAUCAAGGCCUCCCGAGAGUGCGCUUCCUGUGUGGUGCUGUGGAAGUGAUGAAGCGUGAGCGCUGGACGUUUAAGGCGGUGGGAGGCGUGUACCUGAGCCGACAGCAGCUCCCGUUAAAGCUAGCCUGGGCCAUCUCCAUCCACAAGAGUCAAGGCAUGACUCUGGACUGUGUGGAGAUCUCUCUGGCCCGUGUGUUUGAGAGCGGACAGGCUUACGUAGCCCUGUCUCGAGCCCGCAGUCUGGAGGGGCUUCGUGUCAUGGACUUCGACCCACGAGUUGUCCAGGCGAACCCGGAUGUUCUGAUGUUCUACAAGAAGCUGAAAAGGGACAGACUCCUCCUGCAGUCCUCCAUGAAUGACUUUGUUGGGAAACACAACCAGGAGAAUGAAGCUUGGUGAUGGAAUCUGCACAUCAUGACUCUGCGCACUGUGUGUACGACUCGACUGAUCUGCCACUUUAAUUAAUCAUGAUUUCAGUUUGACAUCAUGGUGCUGCUGUGAAAUGUUAUAUUCUACAUGUAAUUUGUGUUGGAAGGAGUGUGUGCAUUUUAGUUUAGUUCUGAUUUUGUAUUAGAUUUUAAAUUUUUUUUUAAGAAGCAGUGUUUUUGUCCAGUUAUUUUUACAUGUGAGAUUUUGAUCCUCAGAGUGAAGUCUCAGUUUUUCAGUAAACGGAUCCUUGUUCUUUUGUGGGUUUUGUAUGUAAACCAUAAUUUACUUAGUAUUAUAUUUAUUUAAAAAUCUUUCUGGUGAAACAGAAACUAGUUCUAGAAGAUAUAUUGGCAAUAUAAAAGUUACCAAAUGAAAGCAACUUAAGCCAACUCUGCUCAUGUGGCGUUGACUCUUGACUCUGCUGUCACCUUGUGGUCGCUCUUAGAACUGCAAGUAUCUUCAGAGUGCAGAUUUGAAUUAAGUGUUCAAACUUGUUUUUUAAACUGGAAUAAUGAUCCAUAAAAAAAGCUAAAAGGUAUUGAAAACAGAAUCGGUCACUGUUAAUGCAUAUGGUUAAUAUUUUACUUUUUAUUUCCAGGUACACAAUGACUCGAAUGUCAAACACAGGAGAGGAUUUGUGUAAAAGGAACUUGGUGGGCUAAUGGAGUAAAUAGUGUGAUAAUUUUUUUUUUUUUAUAUAUAAAAAAAGCAUUGUCCUUUUUUUUUUUUUUUUUAUUCAUACUUGCAUGUACAAGGAGCUGUUAUCAUGAAUAAAGCUGCUCCCUAAUUAAACAGUGAGGUAACAUGUAGUGUAGCUCAUUUUAAUAAACUGAAGAGCUUUUGUGCAACCUGAAAAACAAAAAAAGAUCAU